AAGAAAAAAAAGAAAAAAUCGAAAUCAAACAAACGUUGAAAAUAUCAUUUAUUUUCGUUUACACGAUCUUUCAUCCUCGAAAUGGAUCGAUCCACCCCACACACUCCCACUCUCUGCACACACAAGACGAAACGAUGGAAUGGACGCGCGCGAGCAAUCGAAAAAACGGACAAACGGACAAAAGCAACUCCGCUGUAACGGAGAGUUGGGCGCGAACUCUCCAUUGGAUUUGAAAGGCAGCCAAGUUGAGAACCGGUUUUCCAAAUUCGAGCGAGGAAAAUGUUCGCCAAACAAACGAAAACGGGUGUAUCCAUCGAAAGUGUAUCUCGUCGAGGAUUAUCAUUCGCGUGUAACGGAAAGGAAGAGCGUCUUUUAGGGGAUUCGUUUCUUAACUUAGAGAAAAAAUUCUCUUUUUCCUUUCUCACGAGUGCUUUCUUCGAGAUACCGGACCGAAGCUAAACCCUGGGGAUAAUUGCGUGGCCGUGGCAAAACUUUCGAGCAUAAUCGGGCCGCUUCCUCGACUUGGCGCGCUCGUUUAUCCGGAAUAUAAUCCGGCGGGAAACCGGAAGGGAUUCCGACAAAGCCGAGCCGAAAAUUUUUCCCCUCUCCCGACGAUAUUUUUCGUUCGAUGAUGAACGAAGGAGCCGGAGCGAGAAAUAAGAUUUCGCGUCGAUGAAAAUCCAACGAGAAUAAAAAGAAAAAAAGGAUUCCUUUGCGCCCGCGUUGUUAAUGGAAAAACAAUGUACAUCCCGCGUUGUAGCACGUGCCACGUCCAUUCCACGAAUAAUUGAUUCGGAGGGAGGGAGAAAAAGAGAGACGAUUAUCCUUUUCUCUUCCAUUCCGUUCGUACAAGCGAUAUGAUCUGGCUGACUCUCGUUAUUUUGCACUGGAACAUUUGUCAAAGCGUCGCGCCAAUUCGUCCAUUUUUUUUUCUUUCUUUUUUUUAGCGAUUUUCCUGUCGAUCGAAUUGAUUCACCGCUACGAACGAAAGCAAAAAUUGCGGGAUUAGAAAUGGUGAAUAAUUGUCAGGGAUUGUUAGACACGCCUCUUUGGAAGAUUCAGAGUCAAAUUCGAAGAUAGUGUUAGUGAAAAUCGCUAUAAUGUUAUUUCUUAAAUUCCCAUUUCGACGAAUAAAUACGGAUACCAAGUACGAUGAAAUGAAAUGAAUGAAUGAAUGUCGUUUCAUCGAAACGCUUUCGAGCGUGUUCGGAUGUUGCGGAGAACGUUGUCGCCUCUGAAAUUUGUCUCUAAAAGCUGUUCCUGGAAAUCUGAUUUUAUCUCGAUGAAAUCUCGUGAAGAAAAAUGCGGGCUGGAUGGAUGGAUGGAUGGAUGGAUGGAGGUUGGAAGGUUGGCCUGAGAGCAACUGGGGCGUGAGAAUUCCGUUUUCCACGCUCGAGAACGUGGUUCAAUUUUUCAGAAACGGGCCGGACUAUGCCGUUUUAUUUAUUCAACGGACGACGUCGAAAUUAGCAUCGGCUAGCUGGGCUAGCCACCCGAAUCGGUCGAUGGAACCUCGGUCGAGUCGAUCGAUUUCCGAACAUUUCCUCGUCAAGGACACCGCAUCUCUCCACCGACAGCCACGUGUUCACUGACCUAAACCCUGACCAUCCUCUCCCUCCCCCUCGAAAAUUACACACCCCCUGAGUAAGUAAAAUUGACGGAAAGCGAGACAACGAGUAACGCGUAACGUUAAAGUACUCACGUCUUGGGCAGAGAGGAUCCUCGUGGCGGAUUGAAUGGUGGUGCCUCCCGAGUGGGGGCGAUGAUGCAAGGAUUCGGCUGUAUUGUCUCGAGAGUAUACACUCCUGUACCAGGGCAAUCCACUCGAACUGUCUCGCCUGUUUCGGUAUUUUCUCCACACGUGCCUGUAAAAAAAAAAAAAAACAAAAAAAGUCACUCUUAGAAAAAGUCACGCGUUUAAAAAACGAACGAUUUAAUAUCUAAUAUCCCGUGUAAAUAAGUACGCUCGAAAGUGGAUAUUGUCAAGAUUCUUUCCACUUUCCAUCGGAGAGAAAUUUUAAUUGAGAGAUUGGUUUGGCGUCUAUUAUAAAAGAAGAAGGAAAAGAGACGAGCGAGGAAAGUUUUCGACCAACAAAUCUGCUAAUGAAUGGUGUUCUUUGAAUCGAGAUAAAAUUAAAGAUAAGGAAAUUAACGAUACAGUAAUGUAAGAUCCAUUUUAACGAAUGGAUUAUUUUCGCGCAAGGGAAUCGUAUCGAUGCGCUUUUGCUCCAUCUCGAUUUAUUUUUGCAGAGCAUACAACACAACGAAUUAUCGCAAAUAUCUCGAGAUUGUUUCGUGAUAUCAGCUUCGGUUUCGCGAGUUUUCAAAAUAAUUUCGAACCGGUUGAACAAUCGUCGAAUAAUUCCGUCCUCGUUCCCUCCAAUCGAAUCAUCGAAUAAUCCUCUUCUCUGCAAAUUUCUCUGCAAUAACGCCGAGGAUUAUUGUUCUCCAUCCCGGUUACAGGGAAAAUUCUCAACUUGCUGCAUAUUGCUAACAAUCGGUAAACAUUUUUUUCACCACGUAAGAAUGAAAAGUACACAAUGCGUGUGGCUUAGCGCGUGAGAUUCGAUCCAAGAGUAUUAAUUAACCGGUUGAAACCAUUAAAACCAUUAUUGAAAAUUCAAAUCACCUUCGUUCGAUAAUAUGGCGUAAUCCGUAAUAAUUUAUUUUAUCCCAAAAAAGGAAACGAUUUCUUUCCAUCCCCUUGAGUGUUUAACCGUCGAUACAUCUGUAAGAAAGAUUUAGCAGCAGAAAUUUACUUUCUCAGAACGUUUAUCCACGACGGAGAUUUCACUCAGAAAAAUGAAAAUCAUCCAAACAUUCGAGAUUAAUUCUCCUUCCCUAUCGUGCCAAAUCGUGAUCCGACCUUGAUGCCUCCGACCUUCGCUUCCUUGACUCGAACCUCGUCGAGGAGCAAGGGUUGGGAGUCGCGCUUAGCUGUCGAUACAUCGUAAGGGAUUAGAGAUCACGUCGAAGUCGAGGCGACAAUCGAUCAACCGGUGAAUUUGCUGCCCACGAAUGCGAUAUAAGUGUCUUACAACCGCCAAUAGAUUUUAGACAAUGAUCGAGUCGCGCGAUCCGCAUCCGGCUUUGUCUUUAAUUAAUCAACGUCUGGGCUUUCGCUUUCGCGACACACGCAGAGAGAAAAAGAGAGAAAGAGAGAUUCUCCCCUCUUAGUCUCAGUUAUAACGCGACUAUCGUUGGUACCGUUAACCCAUUCGCUGACUUAACGGUUUUCCUCUUUGUGCGGUUAGACGCGGAUCUCGUCUCUCUCUCUCUCUCUCUCUCUCUCUCUCUCUCUCCCUCUCUCCGUCCCUUAGCGCGAUCUCUCGGCCCACAGUUACGAAUUUAGAGACCGAGAAACGGUACAAACGCGCGUCUGGAUCCGUUUGGCGCAGGUGUGCUCCCCAAAAAUGGUGGGAAUAAAAGAAUAUUUAUAAAUAUGGAUGUCGUGUCACCUGUCCCCUUCCUUUGACAGGGUGGACUUUAAUUAAGAUAAUUCCCGAUACAAGUUUCAAGAUGGAUGCGACCUUGUGGAGGAAAGAAAGAAAGAAAGAAAAAAAAAUAAUCGUAGCUCGAGGAAUAAAAUACUAAACGUCAAAAACUGAAAUUGUCCUUUAUUUUUUUCCCUUUCUUUUCGGGAGACGUGCGCACCUGUUUGCGCGUUUGUACCUGUGUUUGCGUGUGUGUAUGUGUGUGUAAAGUGUUGGCCGAUAAGUGGCGAUCGUAAAAGGAGAGGGGCUAAAUGUUUGCGAAAAAACUUUUCUAAACGUACGUUGCGUGAAAGCUACGAAUAUAUUUCCUCUUACCUGACGCCGAAGGCGAUCCCCAGCGCGACGAUCAACGGCAGCAACGUCGAGAUACACGCUAGAAAAACUGUCUGUAUAUCAGAGAAACCGGCGAGUAUACCUGCAAUAACAUCGUUACAAUCGUGAAAUUAUAGAUUUAUCUGUAAUUUAGAAGGAGAGAGGGGACAAGGUACUCAAGAUCAAGGUAUUAUAUUAAAUUAAAUUCCGUAAAUUGAAUAAUUAAAUAAUCCCGAGAUCGUAGCCGCCUCGACGACUCUCGUCGAGUCGAAAUAUCGAAUCGAGACGCGCGAACAAGCAAGGAUGGAGGGAUGAGGAAAGGGAAGGGAGAAGAGAAUUCUUCGAAAUUCUCCUUUUUUUCCCCCCCCCAACCCCAACCGUGUAUACCGUACACGUGUAUAACCCUAAUCUCGACAAAGAUGACAUUGACUUAACGAGACGAUCGAAGGGUGUAUUCUCGCGUUGUUAUACUCCUCGCUCGACGUCGCGUUCGAAAAUUCCAAAGUUGAAAAGUUCAAUCAUUUUUUCUAAGGUUAAAAAAACACCUCUUCGAUUUCCCUUCGAUUCCUGACCUAACCUUCAACGUUGCAACGAUGCUCCCCGGGGUCGGGAUAACCAUAACGUAUCGCCGAUCUCGUUUCCACUCGAGCCGAAAGCCACGAUGACGAGAGGGCGACGUAACGGGGGGAACUCGUACGCACAAUGAGCGACUGUUCCUCGGAACGAUUGUCACGGAGGAUCGUCGACCAACAGGAAUGGAUUAAUCGUCAUUUCCGCAAAUUGGCGUCCCUUUACAGAAAAUCGCCGUGCCUAUGGAAGAAGGACACGUGGAGCUACUUGAACAGCGGGCAAAGGCAUCGUGCCUACGCCCGGAUCCAUCUUGCCAUGAAUCUGCCCGGGGUAACGUUCGUCGAGAUCGUUUUGAAGAUUCGUGAGAUGAGGCGAUUAUACGUGAACGAGUUGAGAAAUCUGUUGGAGGCGAAAUCGAACGGUUAUUGCUACCAGGUCCAGAUACCGUGGUUCUAUGAAUUGCAUCGAUUUCUCUACCCGUACCUGGAUUACGACGAGGCAGUCGAGUUGCACAAAAUAGACAAAUCUUGCGGCGAGCGCAGAGAAUCGGAAGAGUUUUCACCGAGAUGCAACUGCACUCGAUGCAUAUCGCGUAGAAGCAGCUGCGUGAAAAGCUCCACGUCCGUCUCCCCCCGUGGUUUCUCGAUCAGCUCCCCAGCAAUCUCCUUGCCAAAGAUCAAGACCCACUCUCGAACUUGCUCCCACUCUUGCGGCAGGAUAUCAAACGCUAAGAAACAAAUGGAGAGAUCCGUUUCGUGUAGGAUACGCUCGACCAAUUCCUGCUGCGAGAGAUUGAAACGGCGCAAGGAUUCGUCAGGGGACGAUGAGACGAUGGACAGGCGACAGGAAAAUCAGGAAUUCAGAAUUGUGGGAAUGUACAGCACGGCGUCGAGCAGCUACACUUGCGAGAGCGAGUCGGAUCAAUGGGAUAUAUUCUCCACGACCGUCACGCGUUUCCUGAAAAGAUUGGAGAGACCUUACGCGCUCGAGGCGCAGGCGGAAAUUCAACGAAUCCUGAAGGAGAUGCUGAUGAAAUCAAAGCUCGCGCACAACUGGCCGACAAUUAACAGAGGAGGAACGGGCGUUCCGUUGAAAAAUCAAUGGCCAAUCCGCGAGGAGUCUCUUCGGGAAUCGGGGAGAUGCACGCGCGGAUAUGUGGGGAUACGAGGAUCAAGGCGAGGAUCGAUCGUCGUCGAUAAAGGAUAAACGUGGAGAAGAAGGA
Molecule: messenger RNA, 5598 nt
Organism: Apis laboriosa (Himalayan honeybee)
Lineage: Eukaryota; Metazoa; Arthropoda; Insecta; Hymenoptera; Apidae
Source: RefSeq, a predicted model, not a curated record